CACGGGCUCGGCGCCCUCCAAUCUGGGAACUAGGUGCCCCCUCCCCCCUCUCCCCAAAGCUCUCCUCCUGCGCAGCUUGGGGUGUCCCGACCCUGCGGGAGGACUCCCCCGGCUGGGGAGGCAAAGGCCCCAGACCAGAGGGCAGGGUGUAGUCCCCACCUCUGUCCCGCGGACGCAGCCCUCCAGCAGGGCCCGCUUUGGGUACCGGCCCACGCUCCCGGCCCAGUGCUCGGGGCUGCUGCCUUCCCAGCCUGAGCAAGUCGCUCACCAAUGGGCCUGCCUCCGGUGCCAGGCCAGAGGCUGGGCACACUCUCGGGGGUCUCUGGUUCAUUCCAGCCCCGGGGUACCCUUGAGGGAGAUCCCCUCAACCUCAGCCCUGGGCUGCUCCCUGGAAACAAGGCUCCCCAGCAGGCUCUGGACAACCCUGCAAGGCACUUUGCAUCUCUGAACGCGUCUCAUCUGUGAAUUGGGGAGCAAGAGCCGCUCCCAUGCAGUGUUGCCAGGAAGAUUAAGUGGGUGAUGCUUAGCUGGCUCCUGUACACAUUCCUGACAAGAGAACGAAGUCGCUGGGCUAGGGGUCAGAGGAGGAAGGCGUUUUGCUGGAAAACUCGGUGAGGCUGGCCUUGAACCAUGAGUGGCUAACAGCGGCUGGCCCUGACCCAGCACCUGCAAAACCCGUGCUUCCCCUGCCACAGGGCCUUGAAUCCUUCCAACAUCCCUGAGUUACUGUUAUUACUCCCAUUUCACAGAUGAGGAAACUGAGGCUCGGAGAGGUCCAUGGCUUGCCCAAAGCCCCUCAGCCAGUAAGUGGUGGACCCGGGAUUCGCACUUGAACCUGAGACGCUGUAUUGACCGUGGCCUUCUCGAGAGCAGGAUUGUGACGGGGCUGACCAGGGGGACCGCGGUCCAGGCUGAGGGCACUGCUCAGGCAAAGGUGGGGAAAUUGAAAUCUGGAGAGGAGCUGGGUUCUGCGAGGAGAGGAUGGGUGUCGGUUGGGGUGCUAUGAGCAGACCUGAGCUGGUCCCCUCACAGCGGAGGCCACUGGGGCUGGGGCAGGAAGGAAGGGCUGCCCGGGGGUGCCUCGUCCCCUGAGGACCCCACACACCCUCUGAGGGUGGGGCUGUGAUUAUAGCCAUUUGACAGAUGAGUCCGUCUCCUUAACCCCUAAGGUAUUACUCGUUAAUUAAUGAAAUCAUUCGGCCAUCUUCCUGCACCCAUCUUCAGGGCUCUGGAGGCACAGCAGAGAAGGUGUGAGCACACAUCCCUGCCCCCUGGGUCACAUGCAGGACGCUGGCCACUGUCACUCAGCAGACGCCGGAGAGAGAUGAGUAGCAACAAAGAGCAGCGGUCAGCAGUGUUCGUGGGCCUCUUUGCUCUGGUCACCAUCCUCAUCCUCUACAGCUCCAGCAGCGCCGAGGUCUUCCGUCAUGGCCCCCUGCAGGGCCACAGUCGCCAGCCUGUCAACCUCAAGCAGUGGAGCAUCACCGAUGGCUAUGUCCCCAUUCUUGGCAACAAGAUGCUGCCCUCCAGGUGCCACCAGUGUGUGAUUGUCACCAGCUCCAGCCACCUGCUGGGCACCAAGCUGGGUCCCCAGAUUGAACGGGCCGAGUGCACAAUCCGCAUGAAUGAUGCACCCACUACGGGCUACUCAGCAGAUGUGGGCAACAAGACCACCUUCCGCGUGGUGGCCCAUUCCAGUGUAUACCGUGUGCUGAUGAGGCCCCAGGAGUUCCUCAACCGGACCCCCGAAACCGUGUUCAUCUUCUGGGGGCCCCCAGACAAGAUGCAGAAGCCCUGGGGCAGCCUUGUGGGCACCAUCCAGAAGGCAGGCCUGGCGUUCCCCAACCUGGAGGCCUACGCCGUCUCUCCCGGCCGCAUGCGCCAAUUUGACGACCUCUUCCGGGGUGAGACAGGCAAGGACAGGGAAAAGUCCCAUUCGUGGUUGAGCACAGGCUGGUUCACCAUGGUGAUUGCGGUGGAGUUGUGUGACCAAGUGCACGUCUAUGGCAUGGUCCCCCCCGACUACUGCAGGAGGCAGCGGUCCCGCCUGCAGAACAUGCCCUACCACUACUAUGAGCCCAGGGGGCCCGACGAGUGUGUCACCUACAUCCAGAACGAGCACAGCCACAGGGGCAACCACCACCGCUUCAUCACCGAGAAGAGGGUCUUCUCGUCCUGGGCUCACCUGUAUGGGAUCACCUUCUCCCACCCCUCCUGGACCUAGGCUGCCCUGCCUGUGAGGCCCUCUUGAGGGACACAGGAGAAGUGGCUCUGGGCCCAGCCACUCCACCAAGGGCCUUCUCUUGGCCAAUCAAGGCUGGCCGGAGUGUCUUCUGACCAAUAAGGGCCUUGAAGAAGGUGUAUCCUCCAGCCAGUCAGGCCUGGGGACAUCUCGUGGCCAUUCAGGGAUUUGGGCUUCUAUGUGGUUAAUCAGGGGUGUCGGGAUUUCUUGUCUAGUCAGGGUCUGAGCAUAGUCAAUCAGGGUAUUUCUGAAAAAUGUGAGGCCAAGGAUGUGUCCUUUCCCAUGAGGCCUUGGUUCAGAGCCCCAGGAUCAUCCCCAAAUCAUUUCCUAUUGGCUGGGACAAUGGGGUCCUCUUCCAAGGACCUGGAAGCUUUGUGUUGCCCCCCCCUCACUUCCCAGAGCCAGAAAGAAAGGUUGCCUGGGGAGUGGGAACUGUCUGGAGGCCAGGCUGGGGCAUUUAUGGGAUUGGAGGGUCCCCGAGGUAGGGGGCCAGUGCCUGGGUCUUGGCUCUGCCCUGAGAGGCCUUGGACAAACCCCUUGUCUGCCUCUCUGGCAUCCUGUCCAUGUCAGGUCUAAUGUGACGUCUUCGACCCCUUCCCACCUCCCCCACUGACUGCCUUGGGUCCAUCCUCCGUAACGCUGGACCCCUCCGGCCCCUACCCGUCAGCUCCCUAGGGGCCUGGGGUUCCCUUCCCCACCUCCUGGAGAUGAGGGUAUUUUUGUGCAAACUCCCAGGUGAGGCUUUCCACUUGUUGGAGGAGACUUUGGGGCUGAGAAAUGGGAGGGGGGGGGAUCAGCCAAACUGAGGUUUCAAGCAGCUGCUUUGUUUGCAGCUGCUAGAGUCGUCCAAGAGUCUCCCUCCAGCUAGGCCUGGGAAAGCUCUAGGGGUCUGGGAACUGUGUUCCCUGGGUCCUGUCCCCCCUCACUCUUUAUCAGGCACUUUAUUGCUGGGCCCAGUGGGGUGGGUUGCCCCUGCUCUUCUGGAGCCUGGAAGGGAAGACUAGAGGGCUUCCUGGAGGUGGCUGUGGAAUAGGAGGGGCCGGUAGAGGAGGAGGCCGGCAGCAAGCCAUUGCACAUUGGGGUGGGGGCUGGGGGCUGGUGACUCCCCCAGACUUGGUUUUGUAAUGAUUUGUACAGGAAUAAAUGUACCUAAGCAGCA
This is a messenger RNA of Miniopterus natalensis, 3401 nucleotides long. It is a transcript of the gene ST6GALNAC6, whose product is annotated as ST6 N-acetylgalactosaminide alpha-2,6-sialyltransferase 6. Lineage: Eukaryota; Metazoa; Chordata; Mammalia; Chiroptera; Miniopteridae. Gene Ontology annotation, biological process: oligosaccharide metabolic process; ganglioside biosynthetic process. Gene Ontology annotation, molecular function: alpha-N-acetylgalactosaminide alpha-2,6-sialyltransferase activity. The record is from RefSeq and is a predicted model, not a curated record.